AUGAACGAUCAUUCUGUCCUCUUUGAUUCAACCACCUAUUUUGUCUGGGGGCUCAUUUCUGGGAGAGGUCAAGCAAGCCCUCACACUGAAGAUAUCAUGGAGAAAACACAACACGCCUACGCGGCCUCAAAGAGAGUCCAUCAAGACUACACGCGGAGGAUAGCUAAUCAGGAGUCAACCACCGGAGCAAGAGAGGUUGCCAAGUUGCAGUUGACCGUCAAAUUAUCACGCCUCAUUCUUACACUUGCCAAUCGUGAAGUUCCAUCAGUUGAGGGUAUCUCAGAUGAUUAUAAGGAUUAUGACAACCAUCAAGAUCUUCAUGAGGUAUGUGCGUUUGAAGCUAUGUGGUACCAAGUGUGCAACCAAGGCUGGCUUGACGGGUUCAUCCCUUUGCCCAGUACCCAGCCUCAACCGAAGACAGAAGUCAAUAUGACCAAUGCCAUGUCGGUGACUCGCUUCCUGACAGCAAUUGAGAGAGUGCAUGACAAUAUUCGGGUUGAGUCAGACGGAUACUUAAUGUACAUGAUGGCAGCAGGAGCAGCAAGUUGCCAUUCCGCCAAGACUAAACCACAUCCAGGAAGGUUAUAA
This is a messenger RNA of Tremella mesenterica DSM 1558, 588 nucleotides long. RefSeq lists its product as uncharacterized. Lineage: Eukaryota; Fungi; Basidiomycota; Tremellomycetes; Tremellales; Tremellaceae. The record is from RefSeq and is a predicted model, not a curated record. Bases 1 to 588 code for a protein of 195 amino acids. The transcript has 2 exons.